Messenger RNA from Cyprinodon tularosa, 3041 nucleotides. It is a transcript of the gene camk2b2, whose product is annotated as calcium/calmodulin-dependent protein kinase type II subunit beta. Gene Ontology annotation, cellular component: cytoplasm; neuron projection. Gene Ontology annotation, biological process: protein phosphorylation. The record is from RefSeq and is a predicted model, not a curated record. Bases 252 to 1961 code for a protein of 569 amino acids. Lineage: Eukaryota; Metazoa; Chordata; Actinopteri; Cyprinodontiformes; Cyprinodontidae. The transcript has 20 exons. Gene Ontology annotation, molecular function: calmodulin binding; calcium/calmodulin-dependent protein kinase activity; ATP binding.
AGCGCGAGGAGAGGCGCGCUGGUGCUGGAACCGCGCUGGUUGUUGGGGGGGUGGGUUACCGUGAGAGGCGCACCGGGCUGCAGCUGAACCACUCAGGUGGGCGGGGACUGAAGCCCCCCCCAAAGAGGUCGGCAGAUAAAGCAGGGAGCGAACAUUUCGGGACUUCCCUCCCUCACAAACAAACACUCACUCACUCACUCACUCACCAUCAGCAGCAUCAGCAGCAGCAUCCAUCCAAACCGAGCAACAUCAUGGCAACCACCACUUGUACGCGCUUUACAGAUGAGUACCAGCUGUACGAGGAGCUUGGCAAGGGGGCCUUCUCUGUGGUGCGUCGCUGUGUCAAACUCUGCACGGGCCAAGAGUACGCCGCCAAAAUCAUCAACACCAAAAAGCUCUCUGCCAGAGACCAUCAGAAGCUGGAGAGAGAGGCCCGGAUCUGCAGAUUGCUCAAACAUCCCAACAUCGUCCGUCUUCAUGACAGUAUUUCAGAGGAAGGCUUCCAUUACCUCGUCUUUGACCUGGUGACAGGAGGGGAACUCUUUGAAGACAUCGUGGCAAGGGAGUACUACAGCGAAGCAGACGCCAGUCAUUGCAUCCAGCAGAUCCUGGAGGCCGUACUCCACUGCCAUCAGAUGGGGGUGGUACACAGAGACCUUAAGCCGGAGAAUCUGCUGCUGGCCAGCAAGUGUAAGAACGCAGCUGUGAAACUGGCCGACUUUGGACUGGCUAUUGAGGUUCAAGGAGAGCAGCAGGCUUGGUUUGGCUUUGCAGGAACUCCUGGUUAUUUGUCUCCAGAGGUACUGAGGAAGGAGGCGUACGGUAAACCUGUAGACAUCUGGGCAUGUGGUAAGCUCUUUGUUUGUGUCUUUCUACAGCCGCCUCCUUGCUCUUCCAAAAAGAUUGUCACUCAGAAAGACAUAUAUUUGUGCGUAGGUGUGAUCCUUUACAUUCUUCUGGUCGGGUACCCUCCGUUCUGGGACGAGGACCAGCACAAGCUCUACCAGCAGAUCAAAGCUGGAGCUUACGAUUUUCCCUCUCCAGAGUGGGACACCGUGACUCCUGAGGCUAAAAAUCUGAUCAACCAGAUGCUGACGAUCAACCCUGCUAAGAGAAUCACUGCCCAGGAGGCUCUGAAGCACCCAUGGGUCUGCCAACGCUCCACUGUGGCCUCCAUGAUGCACAGACAGGAGACGGUCGAGUGCCUGAAGAAGUUUAACGCCAGGCGGAAACUUAAGGGAGCCAUAUUGACCACCAUGCUGGUGUCCAGGAACUUCUCUGUGGGUCGACAGACCACGGCCCCGGCUGCUGUCAGCGGGGUGGGAGGAACAACCGCCGGAAUCGUGGAACAAGCAGCCAAGAGUCUCCUCAACAAGAAGGCGGAUGUCAAACCCCAGACAAACAGCACGAGAAACAGCAUAGUCACCAGUCCCAAAGGAAACAUCCCUUCGGCUGCACUGGAGCCACAGACUACUGUUAUCCAUAAUCCAGUAGAUGGAAUCAAGGGAUCCUCCGACAGCAGUAACACCACCAUUGAGGAUGAGGACGUAAAAGCUCGCAAACAGGAGAUCAUAAAGAUCACGGAGCAGCUUAUCGAAGCCGUCAACAACGGAGACUUUGAGGCCUAUGCGAAGAUCUGUGACCCUGGCCUUACCUCAUUUGAGCCUGAGGGGCUUGGAAAUCUGGUAGAGGGGAUGGACUUCCACAGAUUUUACUUCGACAAUCUCCUUUCCAAAAACAGCAAACCCAUCCACACCACCAUCCUCAACCCGCACGUGCACAUGAUCGGAGAGGACGCGGCCUGCAUCGCCUACAUCCGCCUGACGCAGUUUGUGGACAGCCAGGGCCGUCCCCGCUCCAGCCAAUCAGAGGAGACCAGAGUAUGGCACCGCCGGGACAGCAGGUGGCAGAACGUGCACUUCCACUGCUCGGGAGCCCCUGCUGCGCCGCUGCAGGGAUGAGCCACCCAGAGGAGACAGAAUGGAGUCAACGAUCCGAGAAAAGGCUUCAGCUCUGAGAGAGAUUUGCAGGUGGAUGGGGGGUGGAUUUGAGGAUUUUUGGGACUGGGCGGAUUGUCCUCCUGCACUCUGCACACCCACCUUGUGCUUCUCUCUCUGCAAACCAUUGCAGACAGUUAGGGCAACACCUAACUCCCCCAACCUACAGCAGCAGUGCAAUAGCAGCUGUGACCAGGAAGCUCUUUACGCCUGCGUCUCCUCUCCAGCUGGCCUGCAUGCGGCCAAACACCCGGACUACUCCUUAUCCUGUCCCCCCGACACGCGGCGCCCUCCUGUUGAUGCUUUUCCUCCUAUAUUAUAAAGUUAUGGUUCUAGAUGUUAUUAUGGCUGCAGUCUCUUGUUGUGCUCUUUCUACUGUACAGUAUAUUUAUUACCUGUUUUAAUCCCUCUCUUUCUUCUUUUUUAUGAAAAGCAUGACUCCUACCUGUACUCUUACUAUUAUGGCGGUUGGUUUUUUUCUCUGCACGACAAAAGCUGCCUGUGUGAAGCGAACAAACAGAACCACAUCUCUUACAUAGAGAGAAACGUGGGUGUAUUUAACUAUGUGUUUUGUUACUUCUUUGUUGUUUUUAUCCUCUCUUUUAUUCUCUCUGGAGUGUUGUUGACCCCUGAACCGACGCCUCCGUGUAUUAUCUGAACCCAACCUAGCUGCUCUGUGAGACAGUGAAAAAAACCAUGCAGCAUGCUACGAUAUUCCUGUUGUUCUUAGCAGUUGGCGUUUACACCCUCCUGCUGUAUAUGUAUAUUUCCAGUUUCAUUGUGGCAGUAUUUACUUGCAUGAGUUAAUGCAUCAAUUAAUUCAAUGUUGCUGUGCAUUUUACUGAACUCCUCCUCUAUCGGACUGAACUGCUGGUGAGCUUCAAUCUGUUUCCUGGGUUGAGUUGAUGCAGAUUAUGUUAUAAAUUCAGUAUGAAAUAUGGAUGUAAGCUUUUAUGACUAUUUCCUUGUCUCAUGAACAGAGUAAGAAUGGCUCUUUACUGUUUAUCAAGCAAAAAUAAAAAUAAAAAAUUUCCUCUCCCAGUU